Molecule: messenger RNA, 2625 nt
Organism: Entamoeba dispar SAW760
Lineage: Eukaryota; Evosea; Mastigamoebida; Endamoebidae
Exons: 2
Coding region: 1-2625 (874 amino acids)
Biological process (GO): regulation of cytokinesis; mitotic cell cycle; protein phosphorylation
Cellular component (GO): nucleus; spindle pole; cytoplasm
Molecular function (GO): protein kinase activity; ATP binding
Source: RefSeq, a predicted model, not a curated record
AUGCAAGAAUAUAAAGAGUAUAUCCCUUGUUCUUAUCAAGACAUUUUAAAUGAUGGGACAACUAUUGGUUUGCAAUUAAUCACUUGUAGACCAAAAAAACAAAAAGAAACAACAUACCCUCAAUAUAAUUGUGUUGGUAGAUUUGAAAAAUUAAGACUACUCUCUCAUUAUUGUAUAUCACACUAUCUUGAUAUUAUUCCUGCAAAACAUAAUGAAACUUAUUUAUUAUGUGAAACAUAUGAAAAAACACUUCCUGAAAUUUUAACAACUUUAGAUGAAAAGAAAGGUAUUAGAUUAUUACAAGACAUUAUUGAAGCAUAUGACUAUCUUCAUCAACAUGACAUUAUUGUUGGAUACCUCAAUACAUCAAAUAUAUAUUAUACAAAGACAAAUAUUGGUAAAUUAGGUAAUUAUGCAUUAUACCAUUUGUCUCAAUCAAAUAAAUAUUUUACCUGUGCAUUUAAAUUUCCAACAAUUGCACCUGAAGUAUUACUAAAUAGAAACCAUUCUUGUUCAGUUGAAAGUGACAUAUAUUCUUUGGGAAUGUUAUAUAUUAUUAUUCAUAUGAAAUUUAUUCCAUCAAAAAAACAAUAUAUUUCAUGGGUUAUGGCAUUGUUUGAACUUUCUAGUCAUUGCAAAGAAUGUAUAAAUUGUCAACAACAUAAUUGUGAAGAGUUUACACAUAGAGUUGAUGAAUUAAAUAAAUUGUAUUUUUGUAAAGAAACUCAUUUAAGUCCAUUUCUUACAUCUUGUGUUUGUCCAAUACCAACAAUAAGACCACUAAUAUCUACAUUAUUAGAAAAUAAACUUUUUAAUAAAAGAAGGCCAAUUAUCCAACCUCAAGACAAAGAACUUCUUGAGCUAUUAAAUUUUAGUUAUAACGCACCUAAAUGUUUUAUGACAAGAAGAGAAGUAUUACAUGAGAUGUGUUAUUUAAAAUUAUUAAAUACUGAUAUUCCAAAGAAGUAUAUUGAAAUUAUGGGAAAAGUAUAUGGAGAAAUGGCUAAAUAUCCUAUUUUCAAUCUUGAACGUUUUGUUUCUAUUGAAAGAGAUGUUUCUGCAGAAGAAGUUCAAAACGAUUUCACAAUCUAUUCUAUUUCUGUUGAAGAUAUUAUUAACCCUUCAAUUAUCAUUGAUAAAGAACUUGAUGGUUAUGUAAAAUCAGAAGGAAAUCAAAUAGAAAAUACUUCUUCAUCAGAAAAACUUCCAUUUUUUGUUAAUAUACUUACUCAACAAUUUAGUACAUGUCCAGUCACAGAUGUAGUUAGAUAUCAUAGAUUAUAUCAUGCUUAUUUUAGAUUCUUAGCUCGAUAUGCAGCAGAGAAUCCUAAUUUAGUUGGAACUAUUGUUCAUAAAGUUGAACGAGUUGCACAAUCAUUUGUUCCUGAAUUUUUAAGACUACCUGUUUGGAUGUUAUUCCUUGGUAUUGAUGUUAAUUUGGCUUAUAAAAGAUACAACGAACGAUCAAAAAGUGUUCCUUUAAUUAUUAGUUCAAACGAUAUUGAUGAAGAUACAAGAGUUAUUGUAGAAGAUGUUAAUAGAGCAUUUAGUACUGUUCCAAUUAUUGCUAAUGAAGUUACUCGUAGUCAAUUAAAGAGAGUAUUAUUUUCCUUUUUACGUUCUGGAGAAGAGUAUUGUCAAGGUAUUCAUAGUGUUUGUGCUGUUUUCCUUUCUUUGUCUUUUAAUGAGGCAAUAUGUAGUGAAUGUUUACAUAGAUUUGAAGCAGAUUUUGUAAGGCAGUAUUCUCCAGAAAAUUUUAGAAUUUACUUCAUUCGUUUAUGUCAAUUACUUUCAUUCCAUGGCCCUAAGGUUGCCCCAACAAUGAGUUCUAGAGUUAUAGAAAAUUCAACUGCAAUUAGGUGGUUCCUCCCUUUAUUGUCUUUAUCAAUGAAAUUGUCAAGUAUUUAUCAGUUAUGGGAUUGGGUUCUUCAAUCCCCUAAAUUUGCUAAAUUUAUGUUCUUCUUAUUAGCAUAUAUUUUAUCUUGUGAACCAAUGAUCCUUGAAUAUAAUGAUCCAUUUGACCUUAUCCUUCAUUUUAACAAAGUUGAAUUUGAUCAAGCAGAUGUUAUUGAACAAUGUACUUCUCAAUUUAACAAUUUAAUUUCAACUUCUCCAAUAAGUUAUACUGAAAAUCAUAUUUCUCCUUCACACCCUUCAAGAUCUAUUCCUUACGCUACUUUAGCAAAUCAAGCAAUUGAUGAAAGUUCAAUGGUAGUUGUACCAUUAUUAGAUCAAAGUGAUUUACAAUUUACUAUGUAUAAUACCUCUUCAUUAUAUGUUGACAUGAGACCAGAAUCUACUUAUCAUACUUUAGCCCCUAAAUCAUUAAGAGUUAUCUUCAAUAAACCAGAAGAUGUUGUUUCAGAAGUUUCUUCUGCUCUACGUGGUUUUGAUGAUGUUUAUCCUGCUUUUGUUGUCUUAAUUAGUGAUUGGGAUGAAACAAAUGAUGUUGAAAUCAGUACAGUUUAUCUUCAAAUGAUGACUGUUGCUGAUUUAUUAGUUAAAAAUGGAUUUUGUCACAUUUGUAUGAGUGCUGUUCCAUUCCAUUCACUCCACCGUCAGUUCUUUACAGAAAAUGAAGUAGUAAAAACAGAACAAGACGACCGUGAUGAGGAUGUUGUUUAA